AUGUGGUCAAGAAAAGCUCGAGUUAUUCUUAACGAAACUGAAUUUUAUUAUCAAUAUAAAACUGAAAAAUCUCCAAUUGAAGAACGAGAAGCCAAAAGUGACGAUGAAUUUGACUCAGUUGUUCGUAUUAAUCCAUCAGCUUUUCCACAUGAUAAUGAAACCUAUGACUAUGCUCGACUAUGGAUUCAGAACAAUUGGAACAGCUCUUAUUUUGUAAUCACGUAUAAUGAAUCAAAUGUUGUCGGUUAUAUUCUAUGGGUUGUUAAAGGCGGUUAGAAACGUCGCAUAGCGUGUGAAUUAGAACAAAUAGCUAUUGAGGGUGUGGGUGUGUAAGUGUGGAGUAGGUGGCUGUGAAUUUCAAAGAAAUCUCAUCCACACCCACACACCCAUCCACACCCACACACCCAUCCACACCCACCCACACCCGUCCACACCCACACCCACACCCUUCUUUGAAAUUCCAGAACCCAGUGCUUCCCCCAUUGAAUUUCUAUCACUGGAAAUCAGUUUUUAUCUGAUCACCGUGAAUCAAUAGAAAUCAUCGAAAAUGUUUAUAAAUGAAAGAAAAUCACGAGAAAUCGUUAGAAAUCACCUAUUAAUGGUGCGUUUCUUUCAUGUUAUUUGUUUAUGUUUUAACUUGCAGUACAAAGCUACCGUUGUGCAAGCAGUUUACUUGUCUUUCUCCGAAAGAAGGCAACUGUUUUGUUCCAAUUUAAAUUCAUGGCAGACAUGACUAUGAAUAAAUCGCUAUCCAUGUUUUUUGUUUUUUUCAUUCCUUCACAGCAGCGGCUCUAUUUUUUUCCCAUUCUGUUUCUUUCUCUUUCAUCUCACAGUUUAAGGCAGAUGCUGCACAAGUAGUUUACAAUUCUUUCAUAAAAAAAGCAAUAGCUUCUCUCCAUUUCAAGCUCAUGACAAAUAUGACCAUGAAUAAUUCGCUAUCCGCGUUUCGUUUUUCUUUUCCUUCACGGUAAUGGUGCCUGUUUUUUCAGUCUAUUUGUUCCUCUUUCAUAUCAGAGUCUCGGAUAACUAUUGAGGGUGUGGAUAUGAUUUUAUAAUGAUUUUUACUAAAUUACUCAAAACUAGCAAGAUGCGUUUGUAACGAUCAAUAAGGCCCCGACUGGGUUGAUACGUAAUGACAAACUGAAUAGAGGCGGAGUAGCUUACCGCCACUCUCGGCAAUGAUGUUUAUUCGCUUCUUCACAUAUCCAGAGUGUAACAACUUCAUACAUAAUACGCAUAUAUAUAGGAGAGAGAUAGAAGAGAGACAGGAGAGAGAUAUAUUAGAACAACGG
Molecule: messenger RNA, 1292 nt
Organism: Rotaria sp. Silwood2
Lineage: Eukaryota; Metazoa; Rotifera; Eurotatoria; Philodinida; Philodinidae
Source: the annotation of a GenBank genome assembly